GUCUGUUAACUCUGGGAGCACAAAGUUCUCAUAUGCCUAAUCGGAACCCGUGACUCCCUCGGUCCCAGAGACCAUCUCCCCGAUCCCGCUCUCCCUCAGCUAGAGGGGUUCCAUCUGGGCCGAUGGAGCAGAGCGGCAGCCACAUGGAAGACUUCACCGUCAACGUGGCUUCCGUCACGCUGGGCUCCCCCGGCCCCGCCGACGUCCAGGUGUCGGACGACGACAAGGCCGGGGCCACCUUACUCUUCUCCGGCGUCUUCCUGGGGCUGGUGGGGAUCACGUUCACAGCCAUGGGCUGGAUCAAGUACCAGGGUGUGUCGCACUUUGAGUGGACCCAGCUGCUGGGGCCCAUCCUGCUCUCCGUGGGAGUGACCUUCGUUCUGAUCGCCGUCUGCAAGUUCAACAUGCUGCUGUGCCAGUCCCGCCCGGACAGGGAGGAGAGGCUGGGCGAGGCGGAUCCGACGCCUGGGGGGCCGGCCUUUGUCUUCACCGGGAUCAACCAGCCCAUCACCUUCCACGGGGCCACCGUUGUGCAGUACAUCCCCCCUCCUUACGCCCCCACAGCGGCCGCCCGCCACCUGCCCCUGGGGCCCCUGGCCACCCCCGGAGCGCCAGCACCCGCCCCAAGCCCCCCGCAGUACUACGCCAUCUACCCACAGGACAAUGCGGCCUUCGUGGAUGACGACGAGGCCUCGUGGCCUUCCAUGUUGCUGGCUCCUGGCGAUGGCAGGUCCUCCCCAGUGGCUAGCCAGCUCGAGGAGGCCCCGCCGGAGGACAGCUGGACCUAUUGCUACUCCCCUCCCCCGUAUGAGGAAAUCUACACGGUCCCACACAGAGACUGAAAUUGAGGGAGAACCGGGUCCCGGAACUUUUGUUGCACGGACGUGUCUGGGGUCAUACUUCACAGGCUUUGAGGCCGCGGGUCCUCCCAGGGGUUCCGGGGGGCAGGGCGUGCACUAAGCCAGGAAGUUGGGGAGGGAUAGGGAGGCAUUUCCCUUGGGGAGGGAGAGAAGGAUUUUGGUAGGGACCACCGCUCCAGCCCAGGAAGCUCCACUUGAGGGUCCUCAAAUCUCACCAAGGCAUUUCAUCCCACUGCCCCAAAUCUCCCCAAGGCAUGGGGACACAAGCCCUCCCUAACCCAGUUUUCCAGCUGGUUGACAGAGGAGGGUAGAGCCCCCUAGCCGUUUUUUAAUCUUCUCUCUCCUCCAGUGGGGUCAAUCUAGGGUCUCCUUGGCUACCCAGGAGCCCCCUCGAAGGUUUCUAAGUGACUCUCAAGGCUGGGAGCUAAGACCAUCCCCCUACCCAUGAGAACAGCCAGAGUGGGCUGGCCGGAUCAAUAAACUGGACUGAGGAGAGGACACUGGGUGCCCCGGACAGUGAGGAUAUUUUGCUGCUGCUUUUUCCCCUUGGGAUGGUAAAGUGAUGUCAGUGACCCAGGAUACUUAAAGAAAUCACAAUUUAAUGGAAGGAGGACUUUGGAGCUUGCAAGCAACAAGGGAGUCAACUCUCUUCUGAAAUAAAGGUUUCCUAAAACCAA
Molecule: messenger RNA, 1537 nt
Organism: Ornithorhynchus anatinus (platypus)
Lineage: Eukaryota; Metazoa; Chordata; Mammalia; Monotremata; Ornithorhynchidae
Gene: TMEM174
Product: transmembrane protein 174
Exons: 2
Coding region: 123-842 (239 amino acids)
Source: RefSeq, a predicted model, not a curated record